AUGACACUGAACAAUUUUACUGAUGGUGAAAACCAAAAAAAAAUCGUAGUACUAUCCUGCUCUGCGGAAUUUACUGCAGAGGUACAAGGCGAACUGAUCUUUCUCUCAAUUGUUAAUAUCUUUCUGUCGAUUACAGCGGUUCUGGGAAACACUCUGAUCCUAGUUGCUUUACACAAAGAAACUUUACUUCACCCGCCGUUCAAACUCCUGUAUCGUAACCUAGCCGUAACUGAUUUCUGUGUUGGUACCAUUGCGGAGCCUCUCCAUGUUGUCUAUUGGAUUUCUGUGGUGACGGGAAAAUGGGACAUUUGUUAUCUGGCUCAUUUGAAGGUUACUUUGGCAGCUUAUACCUUUUGUGGAGUGUCUUUAUUAACACUGACUGCAAUAAGUGUGGACAGACUUCUUGCCUUGCUACUGGGGCUCAGAUACAGACAAGUUGUAACUGUGAAAAAGACAUACAUAGCUAUACUUGCCUUCUGGAUUGUUUCUGUUGUUGGCGUACCGGCUUCUACAGCUAUAUGA
This is a messenger RNA of Porites evermanni, 522 nucleotides long. The record is from the annotation of a GenBank genome assembly. Lineage: Eukaryota; Metazoa; Cnidaria; Anthozoa; Scleractinia; Poritidae.